GAGUGAGUGGGGCUGCAACGAACAACUGAAGCACGUGGAGCCAUGCCGACAUUCUGACUCUCCUUCAGUAGUGCAUUCACUGCCUUUUCGAAUACUUGACCGAAAAACAAUUCACAAAUUCUAAACCUUUCAAAAGAAAAAAUUAUUCAAAAAAGAAAAAUUGAAAGAAAAAUUGAUAGAAAAAUGUGAAAAAUAGAAAGAGAAAAAAAACAAUAUGUGAUAAAUUGUAAUCAAUAACAAAAAAAAAAAUUGCUCUUGUGGUGAUGAAAAAGAGCAUAUCGGAAAUGAACGAAAUUUUCGGGAAAUUUUUAAUUUAUUUAAUUUUUAUUAACAUAGUGUCAGUGUAUUCAAAUCAUGAGCAUCAUGGUGGUUACAAUCAUAGGAAUGGUUGGCCAAUUAGGCACAGUGUACAAUCGCACAAUCGACAUAAUCAUGAGAAUAAUGGUCAGUGGGGUCAGGCGAUGAGAAAUCAUUUUCAGGAGACCACGAGAAAUCCAAUGAGUCAAGAGGUCAUCGGUAAGGAUGAUUUCAAGGACAUCGAAGAACGUCUCGAGAAUAAUAAUAAUAACAAUAUACGUCAUCACGUGGGUCAUCGUAUUAUUAACGAUAUCGAUCAACGAACAACAUUUAGAACGGAUAAAUUCAGUGCAAUGAUCAAUCAAUAUAGUAGUGGAAAUCAGGCACUGGCCUACGCUACUUUCCAUGAUAAUUAUCGUCCGAGAGAAAACAAUCCACCGGUAUAUCUUCACGUGACGACGACAACGACGCCGAGUACGUACAACAAACAUCAUUCUGGGAGAAGAGUUUGUACCAGAACGAUGCCGAGUUCCGUUUCUCAUCAUCACAGAGGGAGGCAAAUCAGACUCGUUUACACCGAUUUUACAUCGGGAUUUCUCUGCUGUCCAGGUUGGACCCAGGUUACGAGAUUGAGCUACGGUUGCAAUAAACCGACUUGCACAGAGCCAUGUCAAAACGGUGGAGUCUGUACAUCUCCAGGGACUUGCACGUGCCCUAAGGGAUUCACUGGUAACCAAUGCCAGACAGACAUAGACGAAUGCUUGACGGAGAAACCUUGCGCUCAAUUUUGUAGAAAUCUUCCCGGAAAAUAUGAGUGCUACUGCCGCUAUGGCUUUCAAUUGCAGACUGACGGGCAAUCGUGUAGAAAAAAUGACAGUGAUGGAAGUGCCCUUGAAGCUCACGACUUGGAAAAUGGUUUCGAAACGGAAACAACAACUCGUUCGAAUUUUCGAGACACUGAAAAUGAAGUUGGUGACAAUGAAGAUGAACGAGAUUAUGAAGUCAUUUUGAAGCGACUCACUAAACUCGAAAAGCAAUUCGCCAGAGGCAAGAAGAGAGAAACAGAGUCCACUGAUAUGAACGUAAAAUUAUCAUCGGCAGUCGAAAGCAUCAAUGAAAUAAAGCGAGCCGUCGAGAAUGUGCAAUUAAUGCAACAGGAAAUAUACGACAUGAGAAGUAAAUUGAAGCAAUUUGAAUUUGAAACAAGAAGAAUACAACAUUUAUCCAAUCGUGUUAUAGACUUGGAAAAUAGAUUGCGUUUACGCUGCAGAUCCUAAAUAAUAAAAUUCUACUGCGGUCAAUUAGAGGAUGAACCAAAUGGAAGAAAAAAAAAGACUCAUGUCACUGCCAUUUUUUUUUGCAUUUACUUCAUAUUUAAUAAUAGCUAUUAAAAAUUGUAUUUUUAUCCGCCGGUAUAUUUACAUUAAUGUUUGUAAUAAAAGACGUGUAUUUUAACAAAAAAAAAAAAAA
Leptopilina heterotoma is the source of this 1767-nucleotide messenger RNA. RefSeq lists its product as uncharacterized. Gene Ontology annotation, biological process: anatomical structure development. Gene Ontology annotation, molecular function: signaling receptor binding; calcium ion binding. The record is from RefSeq and is a predicted model, not a curated record. Gene Ontology annotation, cellular component: cell surface; extracellular region. Bases 264 to 1574 code for a protein of 436 amino acids. The transcript is spliced from 8 exons. Lineage: Eukaryota; Metazoa; Arthropoda; Insecta; Hymenoptera; Figitidae.